AUGCGACGACGGCGUCUUUGCACAGGCUCAUUUCUGUCGCAAAUCAACGGCACCUGCCUCUUGAUUCACCCAAUUGUGGUGAAAUCUCUGGCGCGUCGGUUCCAGCGUUCCGCUCCGGGUCGGGUGCGAUUGCCGAAGGAGCCGUCGACGUACGACUCCCGCGCCUCCACUGCACCACGCUCCUCGCCGCCGUCGCAGCGUGGCUAUGGCGCCGGGGUGUUUGAGAAUUCCUCUGGGAUGCCCGUCGGUGAGGUGGAGGAGGGUCGCCGUGGUUUUCUCGGCUUCGGGCGUCGUGCCGGUCGCACCAUGCCUGUAAAUCCUCUUUCCGUUCUGCGUCCGCAGAAUGGUGAGGCAACAGAGGACCGAAGUACGAGUCGUUUUCUUCAAGCAGUGCAGAUGCUAAAGGGCAAGCGCCGCAGCCGUGAGGAGCGUCUGACGCUGCAGUUUACACCAGAGCAGCAGCACGACAUCGUCAACCGCUACGCCAAGACGCGGUGGUAUGGUUGGAUCUGGAAGCCUUUUAGCGGCGUGACGGAGCGUCAGUUCAAAUGGUGGCGUCGUUUUGCUCACUUUGCGCUUCUUAUCGUUGCCCUUUCCGGUAUGUCUCUUGCAUUGCUGCUGUACUAUCAUGAGGUGAAGGCGGUGCUCCUGCUGAGCCCCCAGGAUCGCCACGAUUACCAGAAGCUUGUGACUGGCAUGCGCUAUAGUGAAAUUUAUCGUCUUGCAAUGGAGGUUCUUCAGAAGGAGGACCCCCUUGAGGCACUGCCAGCGCCGGCACGCUAUCAUCUUCUGCUUGAAGCGGCACGGGCGAAGGGUUGGCAUCAGAUCGACUGGGAGCUUGAGGCCCGCACCCGCUACCCACGCUCGCCACUUGAGGAAAUGGACUUGAUUCACCUCUUCUACUGGGCCAUCAUGUACGUCGGCUCCGCGGUUACGGGAGGCGGGGAGUUGUUUACUGACCGCUUUGGUAACCUUAUGGAGGUGCGGGAGGCGCAGCGACGUCGGGACAUGGAGGCGAAUUUUGUGGAGCACGGCCCGGAGCCGCCAGCGCCUCGUUCCAGUGACAGAAAAAGUGGAGGAACAUUUGUAUAG
Molecule: messenger RNA, 1092 nt
Organism: Trypanosoma conorhini
Lineage: Eukaryota; Euglenozoa; Kinetoplastea; Trypanosomatida; Trypanosomatidae
Exons: 1
Coding region: 1-1092 (363 amino acids)
Source: RefSeq, a predicted model, not a curated record